AUGAAUGAUGUCUUAAGUAUUAAGACAAAGGCUUACAAGAAUGCAAACGAGAAGAAAUCUCAUGCACUCAUUCAAUGUGUUCAGACGUCGACCACUGAUUCAGUCACCGAUUGGACGUUUGUUUGGCAACAAAUGCAAAGUUUGGGGUUUAAGGAGUGUUUCAAUGAAAACAUCUGCAAAAGUCUAUUCAAUCAACUCAUCGAUAGAUAUAUUGGUGUCAAACGAUCGCUAAAGAAUUUAGAAGGAAAUGUACGACAAGUCUAUGAAAUGCCUUUCCAUGAGUUGAAUGAAUCCGAUUUGACUCUAUUUUACGAUCAAAAGACUUUGAAAAAGGUGUUGAACUGUCGGAAACACAUAACUAAAGUCACUGUAAAUAAAGGCGCUAUUAAUGGGAAACAAACUCAAGUGAAACAAACCAAAAAUGAACCAAAAGUUUUAAAGCCCAACGAAUCGGCGAAUAAUAAUAUACGGGUUUUUAAUAGAAAAGUCAACUCAAGUCCCAAUGUCUCGACUAAUAAUGUCAACAAAAUUCCUGUAAAACAACAAUUGGAUACAAAACACAAAGAAAUUGUUGAACAUUUGCCAAAAGAAGUGAAACAAUUGCCAGAAAACAAUGAAAAGACGGGUCAAUCCCCGAGCUCUUUGUCUACAUUAGCCAGAGUCUCGUUUAUGACGACUUUAGCCAAUCAAAUGAAAUGUCUGACCGAUGAGGACAAAGCGCUAAUCGGUUCAGAGCCGACCCUUUUCUGGGAACAGUUGGCAAAUAAAAUGGUUAAUGAAUUCAAAUUUCAAGAAAUGAAUGCAAACCAAUGCAAAGAGAGAUUUAGUCAAAUGAUUGACAAGUAUUUGGAUGUCUUAAAGAGUGCCAAAUCAUCGAAAGCCGCGCGAAACCAAUUGCUAUACUUUGAAGAUUUGCAUUCAAUUGACUUGAGUUUGUUUGUGGACUCAAUGACCAGUCAAUUAAUUGGGUGUUUGAAACAUAAGUUAGGAUUUGAUGCCAAGAAAUCUUCGCCAAAAGCCAUGUCUUUAAAUGCGAACCAAACGGACAAAGAAAGCAAACCUGAAGACAAAGACAAAGAUAAGUCGACUGCAGAGCCGACCAAUAGUUUGCAAAAUAACUCUCAAAAUAACACUCAAAAGGGUUAUAAUCGAAGAGAAAAAUCAUAUUUUGUUAAAAUACCAAUAAAUUACAAAAGAUUAACUCAACGGGAGGCUCUCUAUUACGCCCAGUUAUCUCGUGACCCUAACUUUAUUCAACUCUUAAAGACUGGAUCUAUUGAUGACAAGGCUUUAACUGGCGAUAUACUCAACUGUUCCACAAUUGAGGACCAAAUCAAUGUUUUUCGAAGACAUGUCUUACUGUCUCGCGAAGACAUUGUGAAGAGACUCCGACUGAAAGACAUUUUUGAAGAAAUUGUGAACAAUAGUGGCAUUCAAUGUGUUUUCCAUUUCUUCGGUUCGACCGCCAAUUCCGUUGGUUUUCGCAAUUCAGACAUCGAUUUGUUUAUUGACAUCAAAGGAUUGGAUAAUAUAUUCGUGAAAUACGACUACAACACAUACAUGAGUUACUUAACAGUCAUUAAAAACAUAUUCAGAGAUAGUCUCAAGUUCUUCAUCCCGGCGCCCGUCCCGAGCAUUCGGUGUCCGAUCAUUAAAAUAGACUUCAAGUUCUAUGGAGAGAAGUUUAGGAACAAUCCGCGGUUGUAUCACUCGCUGGAAGCGCUCGGAAUUGGAUGUGAUAUUAAUCUGUCCAACGGUUUAGGCCUUCAAAACACAAAACUUAUUAGUUUUUACUGCGAACUCGACUCCCGUUUCCAAGACUUGGCUAUUAUUCUGAGAUAUUGGGCGAAGAAUAACGGAUUCAUUGGCGGCAGUGAUAACGCGUUCACCAGUUAUGCGUUGACACAGUUAGUGAUAUUCUUCUGCCAGAACUUGAGUCCACCUAUGCUUCCAACAGUGGAUCAGUUAAGGGAACCAAUGAGUCAAUCAAUUGUGAUCGACGGCUGGGAAUGUGGUUUCUGUGACAACAAGAAUCUGAUUGUCAGAUCACAGAACACAGAAUCAGUCAUUGAUUUGUUGCCAAAAUUCUUCAAAUUCUAUUCGGAAUUCAAUUUCACGACUCAUGUCAUUCAACUGAAGUCUGGAAAAGCGGUUCACAAACAAGCCUUCAAUGAAGUAAUUGAGACCACUUUGAAUACAAAGCGGUCGGAUGUCCUCCACUUUAAGAUGACGUCCUUUUGCUGUAUUGAAGACCCGUUUAAUUUGGAGCACAAUUUGACCGCAAAUCUCAAUUUCGCUGUUUUCGAUAAAUUCUUGACUUAUAUCAAAGCCAUUGCAUCGAAAGCUGACUCUAUAUUCGCCCGAAAUAAGUCCGAUAGCGAUAUGUUUGGUAUCUCACAGAUUAUCACCGAAUUUGAUCCGACAGACGGCUCCUUCCAAUCUAUUGCCGGACACUUUGUUUGUCUUCCAAACCCGAGAACUUGUGUUGAAUUGGCGGACAUUACAUCUCAAGAGAUUAUCAAAUCGUUUGCCAAUCAAGCACAACUGGUGGCUAAAUAUGAUAUUAUUUUCGGCUCUUAUUCACCAUUUGCUGAGUUUUGUAUGGAUUUGAAGGCCAUUGACAUCCAUGUAAUUGAUAACAAUAAUAGAGACCACAUUCGCCGUCAACUCAGUCAUAUCGCCCUCAACCGGUCCAACAAAGAGGAGGUCAUUACAAACGAGAUAAUCACCACAUUUAGCGACAAAUUGUUGCCCCAAAUGUCGAUCAGCUGUCGAUUUGUGGUGUUAUGUAACGCCCGUCCGUCCGGUCCUUACAUUGAUUACGAACUCAUCGAAUCUAAUCCAGAGCUUAAAUUAACGAAAAAUUUUCUCAGACCUGUGUUUGAUUUGCUACCAAAACUUAUCGAUGAGUCGUAUUGA
This is a messenger RNA of Oppiella nova, 2919 nucleotides long. Lineage: Eukaryota; Metazoa; Arthropoda; Arachnida; Sarcoptiformes; Oppiidae. The record is from the annotation of a GenBank genome assembly.